Molecule: messenger RNA, 916 nt
Organism: Cyprinus carpio (common carp)
Lineage: Eukaryota; Metazoa; Chordata; Actinopteri; Cypriniformes; Cyprinidae
Gene: ufc1
Product: ubiquitin-fold modifier conjugating enzyme 1
Biological process (GO): protein K69-linked ufmylation
Cellular component (GO): cytoplasm
Molecular function (GO): UFM1 conjugating enzyme activity
Source: RefSeq, a predicted model, not a curated record
UUUAUAGAACUGUCAUAGAAUUUAACAUGCAAACAUAUGAGGUAUUAUGCUUUUUGUCCACUUCAAACGGUCUUUUCUACUAUAAGCUCACUCAACGAGACGGUACACUAAAAAGAUCCGACUCUCUGCGAAUCGGACAUAGCUAGUCAACAUGGCAGAUGAAGCCACUAGGAAGGCAGUUUCUGAAAUACCGCUUUUAAAAACAAAUUCAGGACCAAGAGAUAAAGAACUAUGGGUUCAGAGACUUCGAGAAGAAUAUUUGGCUCUCAUAAAGUAUGUUGAAAAUAACAAAGCAGCUGACAAUGACUGGUUCCGUCUAGAGUCCAACAAAGAGGGCACAAGGUGGUUUGGAAAAUGCUGGUAUAUUCACGAGCUUCUCAAAUAUGAAUUUGACAUGGAAUUUGAUAUUCCAGUUACAUAUCCUGCCACAGCACCUGAAGUGGCUAUUCCAGAGUUAGAUGGGAAGACAGCGAAGAUGUACAGAGGUGGAAAAAUUUGCCUGACAGAUCACUUCAAGCCACUGUGGGCAAGGAAUGUCCCAAAGUUUGGUCUGGCUCAUCUCAUGGCUUUGGGACUUGGACCAUGGCUUGCAGUUGAGAUUCCAGACCUCAUUGCAAAAGGCAUAAUUCAACAUAAAGAGCAGCAGAACAGCUGAAAACAGUAGCAGCCUUUGCAUUUCACUAUGUCUUACUGAUGCAAACACAACUGGCAGUUUUAACAACAGUGGCUUGCUUUCCCUGUGGUUUCAAAUUUUUUGUUUGCAACCUCACAGAAACUGUGUACUUCACAUUCAUAUUUGUACAUAGAUCUGUUUUUAUUUUAAACUGUAUAUCAUAGUGGUUCAGUAUUGGCAAGGUUUAUAAUACCUUUCCAAUUGAAUAUGUAUGUUUUUCAUCAGUAAAGCUUGGCAAAUAAA